AUGAACAACUCUGAUCAGCAUGUUUACCCUCCCCGGUUCCCUGUGACGCAGCACCAAAGUCAGCACCAGCUGCCAAGCUCGCAGGGACAUCCUCAAAUGCAGCAACAGCAGCAUUUGGCGUCUACGUGGAACCGCCAACCCCAUUACCAGCGCCAGCAGCCGAUACCUCUCCCGGCACCCACCUCGCACCCAGGCUAUCCCUCCUCGCAAAAUCAGCCCCAGCAGCCGUACCAUUACCAGCAGUUCCAGCAAAAGACCCAGGUGCAGGGCCAGUCUACAUGGCACAAUGCUGCAGGGUACAUUGUUGGAAACCAGCACGCGGCAAACUCCUACUCCAGGCACGCCACAAGCAGCCCACCGGCAACGGCUGUGCCUUCCUCCAACUGUGCGGCGGCGCUGACGUUGGCACAGCAGCGGGAGCGGAAGCAGCUCCCCCUAUUCACUACCAUCGAUGUCCGUACCAUCACUCCCAUGACGUCGGUGACUCCUCUAAUCAACAUUAUGUCUGGAGGCCACACCAACAUGACCAACAAGCAUACCACUGCCAAUAGCAUCAAAAGCGAGACAAUGUCUGUCAAGCGCCGGCGGAGAGCAAAUCAGGACUCAGAGUCGCCCAUGCUCAGUCUAGCGACAUCUGUCGUGCCAGAGAAUAUAAAGCGCACUGAGGAUAGUCCGUCUGUGGACGGACAGACCGAAGCUGAGGCUGCUCGCAUUCUUGAGGAACGUCGCCGCCGCAACGCGAGUGCCUCUGCUCGGUUCCGCAAGCGACGCAACGAGAGGGAGCGCGAGCUGGUCAACAGGUGCUUGUUUCUGGAGCAGCACCUGCUGCAGGCCAUGGGAAACAAAGCGUUUGAGGAAGUUAUGCGCAAGGCCCCAGCUGCUCCGCCAUCCAUCGAUGGCGUCCCGAUGCUGGCAUCGGGACGGCGCUCGAUCAUUUCAUCGUCGUCGCCCAAAUACGAGGACGAGGAUGCUGACGAGUGCGACGAAGACCAGGUGUCGACGGUGCACUCCUCGCCGACGGUCAGCGCCGGCAUCUCUGUCAGCGCUUUGACUGCGCCAGCUUCUGUGGAUGACGUCUGGUCAGCGUACUUGACGCUCAGCCAGAAGAUGGCCGGAGCCCUUCAGCGGAUUGAGAUGCUUGAAGACAACAAAAAGGAGAGCGCUUAA
Molecule: messenger RNA, 1167 nt
Organism: Kickxella alabastrina
Lineage: Eukaryota; Fungi; Kickxellomycota; Kickxellomycetes; Kickxellales; Kickxellaceae
Exons: 4
Coding region: 1-1167 (388 amino acids)
Biological process (GO): regulation of DNA-templated transcription
Molecular function (GO): DNA-binding transcription factor activity
Source: RefSeq, a predicted model, not a curated record